AUGCCAGACUCUCGCGUCACACAAGGUCAAAAUGCGCAGCCUCACAAUCAAUGUGCAGUCCCCGCUCAGGAUGCACUUUGUCACGAGCACUGGGUUCAUGUUUCCUACAUGUAUGAGCAAGUGGCUCGAUUUCUGUUCACUCGUUUGAUUCUCUUGGUCUGGAGCUACGCUCUCUUCUUGCUAGCUAACGUCGUACCCAAUGUCUCUACUUUUGAAUAUGCCACAGGAGCUGCUGGAGAUGAUACUGGUUUGCAUGACCUUGGGCGAGCAAUGGUCCCUCUCCUUGACUUGCAAGGCUCUUCUACGAACUAUCGCCUAUUCCGACUCUUGUUGUCAGACUUUACUCAGAGUGAGCUCGUACCAUGCGGAAACAAAGUAGCAAGACUGACUUGUGUGCAGAAUGGAGCGUCAUAUUCUGCUGAAUAUCGGAAUGCCUUGACAAAGGGGCGCUUUGCGAGCGCAUGGAGGCGUCUCUGCAAGAGAACCAUAGCCAUGGAGUCAGGUUCGCCCUGUCACCUGCUCCUGGCUGCCGUCUCAUACCGCUUCACUCUCUCGGGCGGAGCUUUCAUCUAUAAACUGGGCCGUCAUUGCUUUCGUAUCCUGAACCUCGAUGACAACGCAGCCGAAGAGGCGCACAUCGAUACGCGGAACAUCUAUGCCAAGUUGUAUGGACAUACCCCUUGCCAGCCAUUCCAGGUCGAUUUUCUCCACUAUGAAAAGGGCAUCUUGUCACUCCUCCUCAAGGGACACGAUCCCAGCUGGUUCAGGCUGGUGGUGUGCGAUGUCCAACACCAUUGCAUACUCGACUCGGAGAGCCUACCGGGCUGCAACGGUAUCUUUGUGAGAAAUGAUGAACAUGACCUCUACUAUGGUAUUCUCGUCGAUGAUCCGGUUUCUACAUGGCGGUGGUCCUUGAGGGGCUUCAACAUUGGAUUUCGACAAUGGGGGCCCAAGUUUCUUCUCGAUGUCGGGUUCAUCGGCGACCGACUGGGAGAGAAUGUCUGCUUUGAGAUCAUUGACAGAGUGCUAUACGGCGCAACGUCAAGUUGCUCGACCCUCGGCCCCAUCACCUACGACCUACAGCGUAGCUACUACCACUGGUUCAGGAUGCGUACCAACGAUCCCAGCACCUUGCAACACCUCUCCGGCUCCUUCAAAGGUCGCAAUGCUGUCAAGAGGCACGCUUUCGACAUUAUGAAGCUCUACCAAGACGAAGCAACGGGCGAUGUUUCCUUCUAUUUGGCCUGUGCCCACAUUCCAUACGGCAAGACGGAGAGAUGCUGCUACCGACAGGUCCUUGUGCCUGCGCAAUACUUGGACAACUUUGGACAAGAGGGCGACUGGGCACCUGGGGACCCAGGAAUGAGCUGUCACGUUGGCGAUGUCUACAGUCCCCGCUUCGAAACGAUCUGCGCAAAUGACUAUGAUCCCCGAACAGACAGCUUCAUCGAUCUGGUGAACGAGCCAUCGACCACUACGCUAAAGCACUUCAGGCUUCGAACGCGGAUCAGACCCCAACGACGUCCUGUACGCUCUACAUCUCCAGGCUGGGCAUUCAAGGGUGAGACCGAGUGGCAGCAAGACGAGGCUAUUGCUUGCCUAUGGCCACCCGAGGUGAAGAGCGGACAGGACGAGCCCAUUAUGAGCAUGCUCUUCAACCUCAUGACACCUAUAAAUGAGCCCGUGAAAAAGGUUCGCCGGGAUUUCAAUAGUCGCGUCUUUGUGUUUUCACCUGUCAGUAACAAUGGGACCAAUGGAACCAUUGUCCUCGUCUCAUUUGACCCUGCGCUCCGUAUUCCAGGUCUGCGCAAGGCGGAUGGGACCGAGCCGCAGAGCGUUCCACAGAGGCUCCUGGAAUUGCCGGACACGCCAGAGCUCGGCGACGACGAGUGGAUGGCGCCAGCAAAGCCUUUUCAUCUUAUCAUCGGCGCGGCGGACGGUGGGCGUGCUGCUGGUUAUGACUUCACAUACUAG
This is a messenger RNA of Emericellopsis atlantica, 1974 nucleotides long. RefSeq lists its product as uncharacterized. The coding region runs from base 1 to 1974 and encodes 657 amino acids. The transcript has a single exon. NCBI's taxonomy places the organism in Eukaryota, Fungi, Ascomycota, Sordariomycetes, Hypocreales, Bionectriaceae. The record is from RefSeq and is a predicted model, not a curated record.